AUGGCUUUACUACAAUAUCAUGCUCCGGUUGAUUAUGCCGCCCAAUUGGACGGCUUCAAGGACUUCUUGAAGCAUUUCAAGACCAUGCAGUCCACUGACGAGGCUGCUGCGACCGAGGCCCUGGAGGGUUUGAACAUCGACGGCAACCGCACCAGCGAUGAGUACGAUAUGAUGGACGAUAUUGAGGGAGGCGCUCAGACCCGGAGCGCGAGGAAGCAGCGCCAGGUUAAACUCAAGUAUAUGGAUAUUUUGCUGGACGUUGCCAACAGAGAUUCCACGCACAUCCUGAUUGAGCUGGAUGAUCUCGAGACUUUCGAAAAAUCUUUCCCCGAGGACCAGCAAACUUUGAAGUUGGUCGAGUCCGUUCAAAAGAACACCAAGCGCUAUAUCGAUGUCUUUUCACAGGCGGUUGAUGCGAUGAUGCCCGCAGGAACCAAGGAUAUCUCUUUCAAGGAUGAUGUGUUAGAUGUGAUCAUGUCCCAGCGUGACAAGCGCAAUGAAACGAUCGAGACCGCCGCCGAGGCUGACAUGGACGCCGCCGACGCCGCGAGCCUGUUCCCCCCGGAACUCACCCGCCGAUACACCCUUAACUUCAAGCCUCUCACCCCCUCCAGCUCCAGUAGCGACCUCGCUGGAAAGGCACUUGCGGUUCGAAAUGUGCGCGGCGAGCACCUGGGUAGCCUGAUUACUGUGCGCGGUAUCACAACUCGUGUUUCCGAUGUGAAGCCGGCAGUCCAGAUUAAUGCCUACACUUGCGACCGAUGUGGAUCCGAAGUUUUCCAGCCCGUCGUCACCAAGCAGUUCACUCCCCUUACUGAGUGCUUGUCCGAAGACUGCAAGAAGAACAACUCUAAGGGUCAGCUGUUCCUUUCUACCCGUGCUUCAAAGUUCGUUCCUUUCCAAGAGGUCAAGAUCCAGGAAAUGGCAGACCAAGUGCCUGUCGGUCACAUUCCCCGAACCCUGACUAUCCACUGCCACGGAGCUCUCACCCGCACCGUCAACCCUGGUGAUAUCGUGGAUAUCGCUGGUAUCUUCUUGCCCACUCCCUACACUGGUUUCCGCGCAAUCCGCGCUGGUCUCCUGACCGAUACCUACCUUGAGGCUCAGCACAUCACCCAGCACAAGAAGUCCUACCAAGACAUGGGUAUGGAUGCUCGCACUCUGCGCAAGAUUGAGCAGUAUCAGAACUCGGGCAACAUGUACGAGUUCCUUUCCCGCUCCAUUGCUCCCGAGAUCUUCGGUCACCUUGAUGUGAAGAAGGCACUCCUUCUGCUCUUGAUCGGUGGUGUUACCAAGGAGAUGGGUGACGGCAUGCACAUUCGUGGUGACAUCAACAUCUGCCUGAUGGGUGACCCUGGUGUGGCUAAAUCUCAAUUGCUUCGAUACAUCACCAAGGUUGCUCCCCGUGGUGUGUAUACUACUGGUCGUGGUAGCAGUGGUGUGGGUCUGACUGCCGCUGUCAUGAGAGACCCGGUGACCGACGAGAUGGUCCUGGAGGGAGGUGCUUUGGUUCUCGCUGAUAACGGUAUCUGCUGUAUUGAUGAGUUUGAUAAGAUGGAGGACUCCGACCGAACUGCCAUCCAUGAAGUCAUGGAGCAACAGACCAUUUCUAUCUCCAAGGCUGGUAUCAACACAACCCUUAACGCUCGUACCUCAAUCUUGGCCGCCGCCAACCCGCUGUAUGGCCGAUACAACCCUCGCAUCUCCCCCGUCGAAAACAUCAACCUUCCCGCUGCCCUGCUUUCCCGUUUCGAUGUCAUGUUCCUGCUCCUGGAUACCCCGUCUCGGGAUUCCGACGAGGAACUGGCCAACCACGUUACCUACGUCCACAUGCACAACAAGCACCCCGAGACUGAGGAUUCGGGCAUUAUGUUCACUCCCCAUGAAGUCCGCCAAUACAUUGCCAAGGCUCGCACCUUCCGACCCAUUGUUCCUUCCAGCGUCUCUGAGUACAUGGUUGGCGCGUACGUGGCCAUGCGCAAGCGACAGAAGAAGGAUGAGGCCAAGAAGCAGCAGUUCUCGCACGUCACUCCUCGUACUCUGCUCGGUAUCGUCCGUCUCUCGCAGGCCCUGGCCCGUCUCCGGUUCAGCGAAGAGGUUGUCCGCGAGGAUGUCGAUGAGGCCCUGCGCAUCAUCGAAGUCAGCCGGUCAUCUCUCGACAACGAUCGGGAGGCUGGUGCCGAUCACACUCCUACUAGCAAGAUCUACACGCUGAUCCGUAAUCUGUGGGAGAGCGGUGCUGCCGCCGUGGGAGAUGAUGAUGAGAACGCUAUGAGCAUCCGCCGUAUUCGCGAGCGUGUGUUGGCUAAGGGUUUCACCGAGGACCAGCUCACCACUGCCAUCCACGAGUACGCAGAGAUGAACGUCUGGCAAACUUCUGACAACGGUGCGCGUCUGAUGUUCGUCAACGCUGAUGACGAAAUGAUGGGUUAA
This is a messenger RNA of Penicillium pulvis, 2433 nucleotides long. RefSeq names its product DNA replication licensing factor MCM7. Gene Ontology annotation, biological process: DNA strand elongation involved in DNA replication; double-strand break repair via break-induced replication; DNA replication. The coding region runs from base 1 to 2433 and encodes 810 amino acids. Gene Ontology annotation, cellular component: nucleus; MCM complex. NCBI's taxonomy places the organism in Eukaryota, Fungi, Ascomycota, Eurotiomycetes, Eurotiales, Aspergillaceae. The record is from RefSeq and is a predicted model, not a curated record. The transcript is spliced from 4 exons. Gene Ontology annotation, molecular function: ATP binding; single-stranded DNA helicase activity; single-stranded DNA binding.